This is a messenger RNA of Oncorhynchus nerka (sockeye salmon), 2596 nucleotides long. RefSeq names its product caspase recruitment domain-containing protein 8-like. NCBI's taxonomy places the organism in Eukaryota, Metazoa, Chordata, Actinopteri, Salmoniformes, Salmonidae. The coding region runs from base 90 to 2231 and encodes 713 amino acids. Gene Ontology annotation, biological process: regulation of apoptotic process. The record is from RefSeq and is a predicted model, not a curated record. The transcript is spliced from 12 exons.
GGGCUGCUCAAAACGAAAGGAAACUGUAGCGCUCUGCCAUCGGGCUUCAUUGUUUUCCAGUCGGCUGGCUGCGCCUGGAGUGUCUGAAAAUGGACUCAUCAAAAGGGGUAGCUGCCUCUGAGAAGGAACAGAAGCCAGCAGGGGAGGAGAGUGAAGAGACGUCCAGCGAACCGUCCAGCACCUCUUCUGGAAUGUUGACCCUGUCUGGAGAGAAGUGUCGUAGUGAUGAUGAGGAUCUAGAGACUGAGAUCUCUAGGUGGAAGGGGGAGCUGAAGAGAACGUUGGCUGUUCCAGUUCUGUUGCUGACCACUCUGGUAGAGAUGAACUCAGAUGGGUUGAGGAGAUUUCAGUCUAACCUGACUAGUGGCCAUCCGUUUAGCUUUCCUCCCAUCCCAGAGAGCCAGCUGGAGAACACUGACAGACAGGUCACAGUGGAUCAGAUGGUGAAGAGAUACGACCAUGAGGGAGCUGUAGAGAACACACUGAAGAUCCUGAGGAGGAGGAAUCUGGAUGAUCUGGCAGAGAAGUUAGAGAGAGAUCACACUAGAGAACCCAAUGAUCCCAUCUUAGGACAGGCCUUGCCGAUAUCACCCAGCCCUGUGGCUCGCUCUCCCAGUUGUUCCUCAUCAGACACUGGACCAAGUGAAGAAGAGAGAGAAGAACGAGUUUUACCAGCUCAAAGAGUAGUGGCUGACACCGAGAUGGAGGAGUUAACCUGGAUGGAGACAACUGCAACAGUCCAAUCAGCUGAAGAUCCAGUCUCCAACAGUCUGACUCCAACAGUCCAAUCAGCUGAAGAUCCAGUCUCCAACAGUCUGACUCCAACAGUCCAAUCAACUGAAGAUCCAGUCUCCAACAGUCUGACUCCAACAGUCCAAUCAACUGAAGAUCCAGCCUCCAACAGUCUGACUCCAACAGUCCAAUCAGCUGAAGAUCCAGUCUCCAACAGUCUGACUCCAACAGUCCAAUCAGCUGAAGAUCCAGUCUCCAACAGUCUGACUCCAACAGUCCAAUCAGCUGAAGAUCCAGGGCCCUCAUACAGUUAUGCGAAUAGCCUCACCUCGAGUUGGCAGCCAUCGCUGGAACUUUGUAAUGAAUUUACUCCAGACAUCUUGGAUCAUGAGGGCAACGGAACUUACCGAUUCCAGUGCCCCCAUGCAGGUCUGUUCCAGUGCAGUAUAACAGGCCUGGUGUUCAGGAUGGAGGGAGAAGGAGAGGUGCUCUAUAGGACAGUCCACUGGGACAGGAGGCUUCUAUCUCAGAGAGGCAAGAGGCCUGCAGGACCCCUGUUCAUGUUUAGAUGCCUUAAAGGGUCUGUCAGUCAACUACACCUCCCACACUGUCAGAUGCAUUCUGGUGGUGGAUGUGACUUCCUGUCUGUAGCCCAUGUGACUGAUGACAACAUGGAGUUUAUCCCUCCACAUGAGAUAACAGAAACACACAUCAUAAUUAACGUCACUGGAUUCUCUGCUUAUGGCAUCGUCCAUGAAGAAGAUGCUCCCAUCUCCCCUAUCCAGGGGCUUGUGUUGAUAUUCUACCAACCGUUUGUCCCUGAACAGAGGUCCAUCCUGAAUGUGUUGUUGCUUCCCAGUAAUGUUGUGAGAAAAGAGGUGCGGGAGGUGAUUGAAAGGGAUGGAAUUAGAGAAAUUCAAACAACUUCUCAGUGUAAACUAACCCCGAAGCAAGAAUACACCCUCUCCACUUAUUCUGCAGAUGGACAUCGAAUACAACCAAAAGAAGCAGAGUUUGUGAAAUGUGAUUCCUAUGAAAACUACUACUACCCCACAUUUCAGUUGUUCUUACAAACUAUAGUUAAAGAAGUUGAUCUGCUUCUGAAAGAAAAGGAAGGUGAUGAACUUGUAUGGAACAGACUUGUCUGGCUGCCAGCCUCACCAACGGAUGUCCCCUCUACAGUUUCAGCUGUUUCCCCUGCAGCCCCUACUGCCAACCCCUCUACCCCCCCUGGCAGAGCCUUCAUCAGAAGACACAGGAUGUCUCUAGAGACUCGCCUGGGACUCUUACAGCCCAUAUUCCUGCGUCUCCAGGAUCGUGGUGUUCUGAUUCACGAGGAGAGGGAGGAGGUGGUCAGUAAAUCCACCAAGACCCUACAGAACCAAGCCCUGCUGGACAUGGUGGUAAGGAAGGGGUCUCGCGCCCAGGAACACUUCUACCAGGUCCUGAAGGAAGUAGAUCCCUGCCUGGUCGAAGACCUGGAAGAGCAGACAGUCUGAGAGGUAACCAUGGAUACAACAGCAUCAGGAUAUAUAUCACCACAAUACUAAUACAUGCUCUGAAAGAGACAGAGGUAACCAUGGAUACAACCUCAGAAGAUAUCAAAACAUUUAUCAGAGACAGAGAGCAGCACUUUGAGGAGCUACUGUCUACCAGACAACCUACCUGUGUUACUCUGGUACACCGGCUACAGACUACAAGAUCAGGGCUACUGUCUACCAGACAACCUACCUGUGUUACUCUGGUACACCGGCUACAGACUACAAGAUCAGGGCUACUGUCUACCAGACAACCUACCUGUGUUACUCUGGUACACCGGCUACAGACUACAAGAUCAGGGCUACUGUCUACCAGACAACCUACC